AUCGACGAGGACGAUUCACCGCGAUGAACAGCUGGACGAAGAGAGUUCCGAAGUUUUCCCGCUCAUUCCUGGGUAAAAUAUUCUUGAGCGGCUCUGUCGUCCAAAUUAGCAGAGUUUUGCUUCAUUCCGCACCUCUUUGCUUCGACUUGCAUGCAUGUCGUAUUCUGUGUGCCUCUGCAAACGUUCGAUGUCUUUACUCAAAGAGCGACCAUCGUAGUUCGAACCUUCAGGAAACAAACCUUCGCAUGUACACGUGUCUGUCACGCGGAAUCUCCUAGUCAUUUCCCAGCGGCAGGUUGAUUGCCAAUAAACCAACUCUGACUCGAUGCAUCAAGUCAAGAUUCCUGUUGAUAAGGGCAGGCACCUGUUGGAGAGUCUCUCAUGGCUUCGGAAAAUAGUCCCCUGUUCGGCACGCCAACUGACGAUACUGGGGAGAUCCAGCAUGAAGCGGUCUAUUUGCGUUUUAGCCCGACUAGAAAGAAAGUCAUCGUCGCCAUCGUAUCACUUGCUGGCCUGAUUCCUUUGUUUGUGUCGGGAUCCUUCAUUCCUUCGAUCCCUCAAAUCGCUCUCGACCUUGACUCUACCGGUGCUAUCAUCAGCCUUGCUGUGAGCGUGUCAGUGUUGACAAAUUCCAUUGGUACCUUAUUUUGGGCCACUUACUCUGGAUUCUAUGGGCGUAGACCGGUGUACUUAUGUUCGCUCUUCUGCAUGUGUCUCGGCUCAACGGGAGUUGCUUCUGCUCGGAACGUCCCUGAGCUGAUUGCAUUCCGCGUCUUACAAGCCUUCGGUACGUCCAGCGGACUUUCAGUCGGAAUGGGAGUCAUAGGCGACAUCUACAAGCUGGAAGAACGAGGUACCGCCUCUGGUAUAUUCCUUGGAUCAAUAUUGCUGGGUGCGGCUUUGGCACCGCUCGCGGGAGGUGUUGCAGCGCACUAUUAUUCAUGGCAUCUGAUGCAGGCAAUUUUGUUUGCCUUCGGUUUCGUCAUGUUAUUGGUCACCUUAUUCUUCCUUCCUGAGACAAGUCAUCCUGGUGCACGAGGAAUUGACAAGUUGAUCGAGGCAGGGGGUAAACCUCGGUGGGUGUGGCUAAACCCCCUCGAAUGUCUAGCACUUCUCCGGAGUCCGAAUAUUGUAUUGUUGGCAUCUGCCGGAGCAUUUGUGUUGUUGACUGACUACGUGUUACUCGUGCCUCUGGCGUAUACCAUCGGUGUGAAAUAUAACAUAACAAACGAAGCUAUUAUCGGAGCAUGCUUCAUACCCGCUGGCGUGGGGAAUUUGUUGGGCGCACCAAUUGCUGGUUGGUUCUCCGACCGACAACUGAUUAAAUGGCGCAAGCGACGUGGAGGCGAAUGGGUACCUGAAGAUCGUCUCCGAGGCCUGUGGGUCGGUGCGGCCCUAUGUGUGCCAAUCUCGGUCUUACUCUUCGGAUUUGUCACCGAAUAUAUCGAAGGUCGACUUGGUAUUGUUUUGGACCUCGUCUGCCUCUUCAUAAAUGGAUUAGGGGUCGACCUCGUUCUUGCACCUAUCUCAGCCUACAACGUAGACAUUCUGCAUUCCCGCAGUGCUGAGGUUAUGGCUGCCAUGACGGCUUAUCGAGGCCUUAUCGUUAGUGUUGGCUCAUCAACUGUCAUCCCGCUCGUCCAAUCGAUCGGCGUCGCGCGGACGAAUGCAAUCUCGGCUGUUGCCGCUUGGGUAGGAUACAUCCUAAUCUGGAGUGUUAUCAAGUACGGCGGCACAAUACUGUCCCCAUCCACUACGAGGUGCAGCUGUGGUUUAGAUUUUCCGAUACAAUACCCUUCGGUUCAUAUCUGUGACGUCAGGUAGAAUUCAUGACAUUAUUUGGCUUUUAUAUUCCAUCCAAACGUUUUGCCAACACUUCCUGAUCUGUCUCGAGUGUAUUCGCUGCCAGCGGCUUGACGCAAACCUCAAUCCCCGGACCCGCACGCAGACCUCCAAUUUUGAUUAGAGCUACUAGAGUCAGGCACGUCCGCUCUGUUAUCGAGGCCGACCCCAGAAAGUAAGCUCUCCGGCACCGGAUAAUUCAGGCGCCCACUUGAUGCAACAUUUUGACUCGUCUGCAGUAUCUCAAUAAGUACGCAAUUUUUGCCAGGUGUUGCCUAAUCUGCACACGCUUCUUCCAAACU
Somion occarium is the source of this 2144-nucleotide messenger RNA. The record is from the annotation of a GenBank genome assembly. NCBI's taxonomy places the organism in Eukaryota, Fungi, Basidiomycota, Agaricomycetes, Polyporales, Cerrenaceae.